CCACAUUAAUUAGUGCCUAAGUUUCAGAUUUUAAUUUCAGUUUUCAGACAUGGAAACUUGCUCAAAUCUUUACGUACGAAGAAGAAGAACAUCAUCUCAUCUUGGGUUGUUAUGUGAACCACUAGAACACAAGUGUCCUGUUCCAACAAACUGACAAGCUACAUUACGUCUGCGAAUGACUAGAGUCUGAUUGCUCCAAGAUUGUGUCUUGAAGACAAGUUAGCCCAACAGCAGAGCUCACCGUUUGGAUGGUCCAAUCUGGGCAAUUUUUUUUAAUUUCCUUUUCAGUCAGGAAACUUCAAAGAAGAAGACGAUGGAGGCGUCGGAGGUUCCCGUAGCAACAGUGACUCAGCGCAGCCAAAAGAGUGUAGAGAGCCAAGUCGGUCGUAUCUACGAAGGCUUCGCCAAACUUCCCCCGGACGCCCAAUUUCGAAUGUUGGAACUUAAGCGUGAGAAUCACAUAGAUUACCUAAAAGGGGGUCUCAGACAACUCCCAAGCUCCUUCUGCAUUUUGGAUGCCCUUCGACCGUGGGUUUGCUUUUGGAAUUUGCACUCAUCGGCUUUACUAGGAGAGUCUGUUGACGACCAAUUGCAAAACAACAUCGUUGAUUUCCUUAGCCGUUGUCAGGACCCAAAUGGUGGUUAUGGUGGCGGACCUGCACAGAUGCCACAUCUUGCAACAACUUAUGCUGCUGUCUGUUCACUCGUUACUCUGGGCGGUCAUAAAGCUCUUUCGUCAAUUAAUAGAAGUGAAAUGUACAUGUUUCUACGACAAAUGAAACACCCAAGUGGCGGCUUCAGGAUUCAUGAUGGUGGAGAAAUUGAUGUCCGGGCCUGCUACGCUGCAAUUUCUGUAGCAAGUAUUUUGAACAUUUUGGAUGAUGAACUCGUGCAGAAUGUUGGAAACUACAUCUUGAGUUGUCAGACUUAUGAAGGUGGCAUUUCUGCAGAACCUGGUACUGAAGCUCAUGGCGGGUACACCUUCUGUGGGGUGGCAACGAUGAUUAUGAUCAAUCAGGUCAAUCAACUGGACUUGCCGAGACUAAUUGAUUGGUUGGUAUUUCAACAAGGGAAGGAGUGCGGAUUUAAGGGGAGGACUAAUAAAUUGGUUGAUUGCUGCUACUCCUUCUGGCAGGGAGGUACUUUUGCAUUACUACAAAGAGCAUGUUCAACUAUUGAUCAACAACUGGUGAUCCCCGUUGGGGGCAAUACUUUUAAAGUAAAUUUCAAUGAUAUUGGUCAUAAUUUUGUAAAGAGAAGGGUAGAAAUGGAGCCACUUUUUGAUGGACGUGCAUUGCAGCUAUACUUACUUUUAUGCUCACAGGAGGAGAAUGGUGGAUUAAAAGACAAACCUGGGAAAUCCAGAGACUUCUAUCACACGUGUUAUGCUCUAAGUGGUCUUUCUUUAAGUCAACAUAUCUGGUCAGAUGAUGAGUCUCUACUGAUGCCGAGAGCAGUGUUGGGUCCCUAUUCCAAUUUGUUGGAACCAAUCCAUCCGCUCUUCAAUGUUGUCUUAGAACGCUAUCAUGAAGCAAGGGACUUCUUUACCACAUUCUGGCUCAGUAAUAUUAUUGUCCUUUGAGGUGAUGUGACUUGUGGAAUUUGAUUAAAUUAUAGGCAUUUAAGUUCUGUACACGUAACAUAUACUCACAUCCAAGAAUGAAAAGGCAGAUUUUCCAGUUAACACAA
Messenger RNA from Prunus dulcis (almond), 1689 nucleotides. Its product is annotated as protein farnesyltransferase subunit beta-like. Gene Ontology annotation, molecular function: protein farnesyltransferase activity. Gene Ontology annotation, biological process: protein farnesylation. NCBI's taxonomy places the organism in Eukaryota, Viridiplantae, Streptophyta, Magnoliopsida, Rosales, Rosaceae. Gene Ontology annotation, cellular component: protein farnesyltransferase complex. The record is from RefSeq and is a predicted model, not a curated record. Bases 314 to 1582 code for a protein of 422 amino acids. The transcript has 15 exons.